UUGUUCCCAUGCCAUAUGUGGCAAUAGCAGAUAGCGCUUUCCCUCUAGGGAUGCGUUUAAUGAAACCCUACGAUUAUCAUAGUCCUACACCAUUGCAAAAGUUGUUCAACAAAUCCUUAUCAAAAGCACGGUGUGUCGUUGAAAAUGCAUUUGGUAUCCUAGCAAACAGAAUGCAAAUAUUUUUGUCAACCAUUAGUUCCAACAAUCCAGACUAUGUGGAGCUAGUCAUUUGGGCAUCUUGCAUUCUCCAUAAUUUUAUGAUGGACAAAGCCCCACAAACUUAUGGUGUCUUAGAUCCAGAAGAUGUAGUUAAUUUACUGGAUUAUGUAUUUCGUGCACUCGCCAGAAUGGAUACUGGAACUAACAUACGUUUAGAGUUUGUGAGAUUUUUCGGCGUUCCUUUUUAAUUUUUUGUUUUGUUUGUUUUUUGUCUAAAAAUAUGUUACCUGUGCCUUUUGUAUUCAUUUAAAAUUUUACUGACAAUGGAAAAAGAGAAAAAUGUUUUUUCCUGUCAGUUCAAAAAUUAACGCAGCAAGAUAAGAUUAGGACAAUCAGGAUUUAUACGAAUAUGGACACUAAGAAAAUAACGAGCAGCGAGCAGCAGCAUCUAUUGAUCAUAUGUUGGAGGCGCACAACACGAAUGUAAUUGUUAAUGGUUUUUAAGGUGGUUCCCACUUAAUUCAUCUACCAAAACUGCCUUGCCAUUUGCUGUAGUUAUUGACUACACACACAGUCAUCAGUUGGGACCAUGCAAGUAUCUAGGGAUCAGUAUCUGGGGUAAUACUGCCCUUAAUGAUGAGGACUUCUACCUGGGUCGGGAUCACAUCAACCGUUGGAUCCGCAAGUCCUGUGGUAGGUUAACUAGCUAGCGUGGUCGCAGAAUAAAUAGGUACACCAACAGAAAGGACACUGCCGUAAGAGCCCCCAAAAAAUAGCAGUGGUUGCCCCCCAUACAUUCAUUCGUUUAGUACUCUUCGUAGUUAAUUUGUUCACCCCUCCAGCCUC
Messenger RNA from Bemisia tabaci, 1005 nucleotides. The record is from RefSeq and is a predicted model, not a curated record. NCBI's taxonomy places the organism in Eukaryota, Metazoa, Arthropoda, Insecta, Hemiptera, Aleyrodidae.